Messenger RNA from Priapulus caudatus, 1467 nucleotides. RefSeq names its product ninjurin-1-like. Lineage: Eukaryota; Metazoa; Priapulida; Priapulimorpha; Priapulimorphida; Priapulidae. Gene Ontology annotation, cellular component: membrane. Bases 103 to 441 code for a protein of 112 amino acids. Gene Ontology annotation, biological process: tissue regeneration; cell adhesion. The record is from RefSeq and is a predicted model, not a curated record. The transcript has 2 exons.
CCACCAAUCAGACGUCAGCAUUAUUAUUGUUGUUGUUGUUUUUAUUGUUGUUUGUAGGACCAGGAACCGGAAGUGGUCGUGAAACCGAUAAAGAAGAUUGACAUGAACAGCUACUGCACGAGGAAAACUAUAGCUAUGGGUCUGCUAGAUGUUGCUCUUCUCAUUGCCAACAUAGAAAAGGUAAAACAAACAACGAAGUCGGUGAUCAACACGGCUAAGCGGCAGCAGUUCUACUACUUCAUCCUCACGCUGCUCGUGCUCAUCGUGCUCGUCCAGAUCUCGCUCGCCUUCCUCCUGCUCUUCGUCGGCAAGAUGGACAUCAGCAACCGUCUGCGCCACCGCCGCCUCGACGUCUGGAACAACGUCGCCAUCACGCUCAUCGUGCUCACCGUCGUCAUGCAGAUCUUCGCGACGUCGUUCGCCGGCUCGACGAACGCCUGACGCCAGCGCGCCGACCCCCGACGCAACCCCACCCUCGUCGUCGCGACGGUGAGCCGCCACGCCGACGGUCGCUACGGCGACGGUCGCUAAGGCGACGGUCGCUAAGGCGACGGUCGCUAUAAUGACGGUCGCUAAGGUGAUGGUCGUUAUGGUGAUGAUCGCUUAGGUGACGGUCAUUACGGCGACGGUUGCUAUGGUGACAGUCGCUAAGGUGACGGUCGUUACGGCGACGGUUGCUAUGGCGACGGUCGUUAUGGUGACGGUUGCUAAGGCAAUGGUCGCUAAGGUGACGGUCGUUAUGGUGAUGGUUGCUAUGGUGACCGUUGCUAAGGCGACGGUCGUUAUGAUGAUGGUUGCUAAGGCGACGGUCGCUAUGGCGAUGGGCCUCCGUGAGGGCGCGCCACGCAACUUUCGUUGGCAGGGUGGGUAGAUGAAGAAUCUUUUCUCGUUUUCGCCGAAACUUCAUGAACUUUUUCUUUAGGAUUUCGCAAUAAGAAGCGACGAUUUUCUGUUUGCUUUUCGGGCCGAAAAAGUUUUUCGAAUUUCGUUUCCGCGACGACGCGGCAGCGGACGUCUGGCAUCAUGCGUCGUCACGAUUAAGGCUUCGCUGCUUCGCUCGCUCGCGCUCGGCGGUGAGAGGGGAGAGGGAUUCAGUUUGGGGGAUCGGGGAGCAUUUCUUUCGUCCUGUGUUACGUGUCUCGGUUAGGUUCCGACUUCCGAUCAUUCGCAUUUAUAUUUAUUGAAUUGGUUCUAUUCAUCCUCUUGGUUCGAACCGAAUUUGCAUUUAUUGACCAUUUACUAGGGUUGGAAUAUUUCCUGCGUUAUAUUUGCUGAAUAUUUGCUGACCAGCGUGGAGCUGUGACCACUGCUUGACCACUGCUUGACCAGUGCUAACACUGCUAACUGUUACCUGUGGUCAGUAGAGAAUGAUACCAUGUACCGGUACUGAUACUACAUUGUUGUUUACGACUCUGUUACUAGAGCUAAACGUAGCUAAUUAUGUGUUUUUCAUAUACAUCAUGCGUA